UUAUCGUCAGCAACACCGACACCUUGAGGACACGAGUGAGCUGGGAAUUGAAAGUACUUACUUACUACUAAGAGAAUAGACCCCACCACCCAUGUGCUCCUCCCCUGUCUCCACCAGUUCCUGCCGCUUCCCUCCCUCAAUCAUUACUCUCUCCGUCUCAACCCUGAACAAAAACCCUAAUUCCAUUUCAAUUUCCAUUUAUUUACAUUCCCCAAAACCCUACUCAUCUCUAUUUUAUACCAGAAAUUGAAUAGAUUCGUACUAUAGACUACUAUGUCAAUGUCGGCAGCUGACUGUAAUGGUAGUGGACUUGACAUUAUUGAUCCUUCUCAGAAACAGACGCUGUCCUCUCUGGGAGGCGCCACCACAACCAACGGCGGUUUGCAAGUGAAGAAGCCUCCCGCCAAGGACCGCCACAGCAAGGUCGACGGCCGAGGCCGCCGCAUUCGCAUGCCUAUAAUCUGCGCCGCCAGGGUUUUCCAGCUCACCCGUGAGCUCGGCCACAAGUCCGAUGGACAGACUAUCGAGUGGCUUCUCCGUCACGCGGAGCCUUCAAUUAUAGCUGCCACCGGCAGCGGCACCACCCCUGCUAGUUUCGCCACCGUCUGCACCUCCACCCGGAACUCCUCCGUCCCUCAUUCUCAGCUUUCUCCAACCAACUUCAUUCUCGGGAAGCGGCUCCGACCGGACGACGAUGAUCACCACCAUCAUCUCAGCAAAGAAGACAUGGGUUCCUCGGUGGCUCCUGGAGGGUUCUGGGCUUUGCCGACUAGGCCGGAUUUUGGGCAAGUUUGGAGCAUUGCCCAGCAGCAGCCUUCUUCUUCCUUUAGGUUUCUGCAGCAGCAACAACCACCGGGAAUGGGAGAGGCAUCAGCUGCAAGGAUUGGUAAUUAUUUACCCAUAGCUCAAGUACAGGGGCACCAUCUCAAUUUGCUUGCAUCACUAUCCGGUCAGGCGCAUCAAUCUUCCGAACAACCAAGGGAAGACGAUGGUAAUUGAUAUUACAUUAUGAAUUAUUUAAGCUAAGUCAUCAGUUGUGCAUAAGUUUCUGUAUAUUUGGUUUUGUUAUUGUGAAUUUUCAUCGUGGUUUUCAAGUUAUGAUGCUGGUAUUGAUAAAUUCAGUGUAUGAAGUAAUUUUUUUUCUUUUCUUUUCUUUUCUUUUUUUAAUUCGGAGCUGAAGAGUGCUGUUGUAUUUUUUGUUUUGUUUUGUUUUGUUUGGUUGAUGACUAAAGUAAUAAAGUGAAAUUAUGUGAGAAUUGAUAUGCAUCUGAUAUGAAUCUGAGUCUUGAAACGUUAAUUCA
Molecule: messenger RNA, 1301 nt
Organism: Olea europaea var. sylvestris
Lineage: Eukaryota; Viridiplantae; Streptophyta; Magnoliopsida; Lamiales; Oleaceae
Product: transcription factor TCP7-like
Exons: 1
Coding region: 274-999 (241 amino acids)
Cellular component (GO): nucleus
Molecular function (GO): DNA-binding transcription factor activity; sequence-specific DNA binding
Source: RefSeq, a predicted model, not a curated record